Psylliodes chrysocephalus is the source of this 1835-nucleotide messenger RNA. NCBI's taxonomy places the organism in Eukaryota, Metazoa, Arthropoda, Insecta, Coleoptera, Chrysomelidae. The record is from the annotation of a GenBank genome assembly.
CCGCACGUCACUUAUUUUCACGCAUUUACAUUAACAGAGAUGUGACAUACAAAAUUAAGCAACUAGAUGCAGCCAAAACUGCAGGUGCCGACGGUAUACGAUAGUAUACUACGGUAUACUAACAUCCACACUAUAGGGCUGCUGCUUCUUUGCCUUCAAUUUUAAUUUUUUGAGUAUCGUUUGAUAGUGCAACAUUUUCUACUGUUUGGAAAUUCUCUAACUUGGUGCCAAUUGACGAGAUUGGAGAAAAAACUAACAUAAAAAUUAUACCUAAAUUAUUUAAAUCGAUCAGAUAUUGGCCAUAUAUAAAAAUUACUAAUGCUAAUACGGAUUCCUACCAAGGACACUCAACUAUCAGGAGUAGGUCACAAUAUUUCUGAAGAAUCUCUUUUAAGGAAAACGUUUCUAGACAAAGUGUUCGAGAACCAGGUUUUCCAAAUUCGUCAAGAUUUGCUUGAGGGAUUUUUUUUUUGAGUAUCGAUGGAUGAAAACACUGACUUUUUGGGACGAAAGAUUGUACACCUUUUUGUGAAGAAUUUAACACCAAACGAACCUUCCUCUUGCUAUUUUGUAGCGUCUAAAGUAACAAGUGAAAUAGUGAAUGGUACAAUGAUAUUUAAUCUUUUUGACGAAACUUUGAUGGUUGAAUAAAACUGAGCCAAAUUUAAAAAAUAUUAUUAUGUUUACAAGCGAUGCCGUCAGCUAUAUGCUUAAUGCUGAAAGAAAAAUAAAGGCAAAGUGCCCACAAACACUUCAUGUUACAUGUAUUGUACAUGGCAUUCAUCGAAUUGCAGAAGAAGUAAAAAAUCAAUUCAGAGAUGUAGAUAACUUCGUGGAUAAUGUUAAGAAAAUAUUUUUAAAAGCUCCAUCUCGCGUUAAAACAUUUAAGGAAAUGUUCUCAGCCUUGCCGUUGCCCCCAAAGCCGAUUAUUACCCGUUGGGGUACAUGUAUUAAAGCAGUGUGUUAUUUUCAACAUCAUUAUAAUGAAGUGAGAACUGUGCUUGAAUCAUUUGACCCCCGUUCCAGUGUAGCAAUUAGAAAUUGCCGUGAACUAAUGGACAAACCAGAAUUACUUGCUGAUAUAAAUUUUGUGGCACAAAAUUUCGACAUGAUCCCUGAAAUAAUUUGAACUUUGGAGUCUUCAAAAGUUUCGGUACAAUUCGCCCUGAAAAAAAACUUAACGAAUUAAAAACUAAAAUUUAAGCAGUACCAGGAGCUGUAGGAAUUCGGUUACAGGAAAAGAUGGCUGCCGUUUUACAAAGAAAUCCUGAUUUAGAAAUAGUAAAGUGUUUAAAAGAAAAAUUUGGUACCGAGUCUUAUUGGUAUACGAGUACCAGUAGAUGCUUUCCAGUUUGCCCCAUUAACGUCUGUGGAUUGCAAAAGAUCUUUUUCGGAUCAUAAAUAUAUUUUAGAUGUAAAAAGAAAUAAGUUAACCAAAACUAACCUAGAAAAACCACUUCUGACAUAUUUUAACAAGAAUUCAAUGUAAGUAUUAUAAUUUUAAAAUAAAUACUAUUGGUAACCAACUAAAGUAUAUUCUUACAUAUUCAGAUCAGUUACAAGUAGAUUUUCAUGUGUACGGAGUCCGAUUAACGUUUUACGGCACUCAUGACACAAAAAGUUUAAAACUGUCAACUUUUGUUGUCUGGCAUUGAAUUUUCACCAAUCAGAAAAGAGCAUGAAGAGCGUCCCGCAAAACGUUUACCGAACGCCGUACACAUAAAAAUCAAGCUUUAGACCAGAUUUAAAUUUAAAACUUCUCGUUAGCAAUGUCAAUUUUGUUUUGUUUCUACACCAAUGCACUGCCACAAAAAAAUGCGUUUUUAACUUUCUUG